Messenger RNA from Anoplophora glabripennis (Asian longhorned beetle), 2663 nucleotides. RefSeq names its product serine/threonine-protein kinase 26 (gene GckIII). Gene Ontology annotation, biological process: protein phosphorylation. The transcript is spliced from 9 exons. The record is from RefSeq and is a predicted model, not a curated record. Lineage: Eukaryota; Metazoa; Arthropoda; Insecta; Coleoptera; Cerambycidae. The coding region runs from base 460 to 2232 and encodes 590 amino acids. Gene Ontology annotation, molecular function: protein kinase activity; ATP binding.
AAUUUAUCGUUAGUGGAGUCGCUCGUGUAAUGUUUUCACAAGCAUACGUCAUUGUUGGAUUUAAAUUUUAUCAAGCAGAUAAGGCCAGGAAUUCAAGAUACUACAACUAAUUACCUGGCUGUGGCAUAUUGUCGCCAACCUUAUACUAAACUAUACCUACACCACAAUAAAAACUGAAAAAUCGCUCACACACUAAUCAGCGUACGAAUUAUGAAGAGUAAAGUAGGGGCAACAAACUGAUAUCGGCUUGGCUACCUGCUAGUUUUUGAUAAGACCCUCAGUUCACCGAAAGAGCUCAACCUAAACGUUUAAUUUUCUAGUUUUUCAGAAACGCAGUGCCAUUUAUUUCCAUUAAUGCGGUUGGCGUGCGGACGGUAAACUGUUGAAAAGUAUGAUAUGUGACAAUUUUCUUUGUGACAGUGCUUAGUUGUGAAAGUGGCGGCAGUAGUGGAGAAUAUAAUGUGGGGGUCAUCUGGACAGCCCAAGAACAAUAUCUUGAGACACCCUUCGAUAGAGUCCAAGGGAUUUUUGGGGGGUAAUAAAAAGUGGAACACGCGACCCGCCUCUUGGGCAGCGCCAAACAAUGUCAGCAUUUUCCCUGAGAGGAAUGGGCCUGCCAGAAGUAAUACUUUCUCCUCUAAGGUCGAUCCGGAGCUGAUUUUUACGAAACAAGAACGUAUUGGGAAAGGUUCCUUUGGGGAAGUCUUUAAGGGUAUCGAUAACAGAACAACACAGGUUGUAGCUAUUAAGAUUAUCGAUUUGGAAGAGGCGGAAGAUGAAAUCGAGGACAUUCAACAGGAAAUUAUGGUGUUAUCGCAGUGCGAUAGCCCGUACGUCACGAAAUAUUACGGAUCGUACCUUAAGGGCACAAAAUUAUGGAUUAUUAUGGAAUACCUCGGGGGAGGUUCAGCAUUAGAUCUGAUGAAAGCCGGAAAUUUCGAGGAAAUGCAUAUAGCAAUUAUUCUUAGGGAGGUGCUGAAAGGCCUGGAUUACCUUCAUAGCGAGCGUAAAUUGCAUAGGGACAUAAAGGCCGCCAAUGUAUUGCUGAGUGAGAUGGGAGACGUCAAACUUGCUGAUUUUGGUGUUGCUGGUCAGCUGACAAACACGACGAGUAAGAGGAACACAUUUGUUGGUACCCCCUUUUGGAUGGCUCCCGAAGUUAUAAAACAGUCUGCUUAUGACUCAAAAGCAGAUAUCUGGAGCUUAGGAAUUACUGCAAUCGAAUUAGCUAAAGGAGAACCCCCUAACUCUGAGCUGCAUCCUAUGAGAGUGUUGUUUUUAAUUCCAAAAAAUAAUCCCCCACAGUUAACAGGAAGCUACAGUAAGCAAUUUAAGGAUUUUGUCGAGGCUUGUCUGAAUAAAGACCCUGAGAAUAGACCUACAGCCAAAGAACUGCUCAAGUAUCCAUUUAUUAGGAAAGCGAAGAAAAACUCUUAUUUAAUCGACCUCAUAGAUAGAUAUAAGAAAUGGCGAUGUACUCGGAAUGAAGAAAGUGAAACAGAAUCUGAAAACUCUGAUUCAGAAGAGCCUAAACAAGAUAAUGAUUUAGACGAUCCAUGGAUAAUGACGGUAAAGGGUAACAUGAAAUUACCUCCAGAAGAAUUACCAACUCCUAAUCAUAAAAAUACAAAUAAAGUACAAAAUGGUUCAGGACCUAUGUUAGCGAAAUCUCCACCUAAAGAUUCCAACCUCAAUCAUUAUAGACCGGAAAAAGCAACACCAUCUUCGAAAUCUCAGGCAGGAGUACAAUCUCCUUCUGAUAAUAGAAAGGAACGGGAGCGGGAUAGAGACAGGGAAAUAGAGAGAGAACGGGAUAGAGAAAGGGAACGUGAUUCAAAAGAAAGGGAAAAGAGGAUAUCGAGAGAAUUGAGCCCUCUUGAUCACCGAGGGGAUAGUGACGUCGAGAAAAAAUCAAAUCGAAGAUCAAUGUCUAGGGAACAUUCAAACUCAAGUGGCAAAAUUGAAAGUAGGUCUCCAACUCUUUCUGGAUUUAUAUAUCCGUUAAUAACAGAGUUACAGAGAAAGCAUCACUAUAACGGUAGGGCUGCAGAUAGUGCGCAUAAGUCUAAUGAUGCCGUCGAGGAACUGAAAAAUGCUUUUGAAAUUGCUGAGAGGACGAGUCCUGGUAUUAGUGAAAUGUUUAUCUGUGAACUAGUUCAGAAGCUAGUGCCAUCAAUUACGGAUCAAAGGCUUAAAGGUGUUUUAGAUAAAGUUACAAGAGAUACUUCGUAGAACUGUGGAAACCAAGAGGUUAAUAGGAACUAAUAGAAUUUAGAAAAGGAAGUUAACAGUUGUUAGAUUUAAACUAAAUUUUGUCCCACAUGUUACUACUUACUGAUUACAUGACAAUAUCUUAUAUCUCUUGAGCUUAAUAUAUAGCACUGGUAGAUCUAAGGAUUUCCAAAAAGCAUUUGAAUUGUUCAAAUUUUCAACCGCACCCUGCAUGCUAACUUACUCAUUCGUAAUGGUUGAAUUUUCAAAUUUCCCUCACAUUUUUUGUGAGUCAUUUUAAAAACUAUUAAUUAUUAUUGCCAAGUCCUGCGGGAUGUUGUAUAUAUGUAUAUCUAGAUUGAAGUAUAUUAUAUCUUUAAGAUCAUAUUUUCUCUUGCAAUGUAUUUUUUUAGAUGUGUAUAUACGUAUUAUGAAUAUAUAAUUAUACUGUC